Molecule: messenger RNA, 23257 nt
Organism: Hermetia illucens (black soldier fly)
Lineage: Eukaryota; Metazoa; Arthropoda; Insecta; Diptera; Stratiomyidae
Gene: Hr3
Product: probable nuclear hormone receptor HR3
Exons: 10
Coding region: 3929-6364 (811 amino acids)
Biological process (GO): regulation of transcription by RNA polymerase II
Cellular component (GO): nucleus
Molecular function (GO): zinc ion binding; RNA polymerase II cis-regulatory region sequence-specific DNA binding; nuclear receptor activity
Source: RefSeq, a predicted model, not a curated record
AUGAAUCGUCGGACAGUUUCUCGAGCGACAAACGUGCGGCUGCCCCAAAGAAUUUCAGUUUCUGCUCUAUCCAUUUUGCCGUGCUCCACCGCGGUCUGAGGCACUGUGAGUCGGUCGAUGGCGUUCUUGAGAUGGUCGUUGCUGCUUCCCUACCAAAUAUCGCCAAUCAAUCCCAGCCACCCCGAUUCCUUGUGUCCUACACCGGCCCCAUCGCCAAGGCGCUUGCAUGGAUUAAUUUGGGAAGAGUUCGUUGUAAUCUGGAAGAUUAGCCCGUGCAAGUGGCUUACGCUCUUGCGGCCCCAUGUACUGUGUCACCCGGUUUCGGCACCGCGUUGAAAGUGUUACCCUUCGAGUUCGUUACCCCUGCUUCGCGUCCCUCCCACGUCGCGCCGAGUCGGGAAAAUCGCCGGUUCAUGCUUCCGUCAUAGAAUGUGCAUUCUUCUUCCUUAUGUACGUCUGACGUCACGAAGGAAACAAGCGUGAGAACGCGGAACGUGGCGCAGGCCACCCUACGAGAGAGCAUUUCGUUGGUUAUUUUCCCAUUUUUUUACUCUGGAGAAUUUAUCGUCAUCGUCACUUCCUAGUUCGAAUGUAACUUCGCUCGUCAGACAGUUCGAGAACCGACCAAAGAUUGUUUGCUGUCUUUUCUGUCUGAAAUCGAGGAACAAGUAACUUUAAGUAAAGCGGAAGGACGAGUUUUAUCCCGAGCCGCUUGGAAAGCGCCUGAAGUGUCCUUAGAUAGGUCGGAAAUCUCCUACUCAAAGUUAAGUUUUAUUACAAUUUCCCUUAGAAGUGUGUUCUGUCGGUGGUAAUCAACGCAGUUUUAAUACAGUUUGAGUUGGUUGUCGAGCCUUAAUUAUUCGUUCAUUCAUGCAAUGGUUCCGGCGGAAGACUGAGAAAACGCAGUCUAUCCAAGACACGCACCUAGCUCCAAAUCAAGUGUGAAUUGUGCAUAGGCUAAAAACCACCCCCUCCCAUUGCAUACACGUGUCCUGGCAAGGAGGAUUCUUGUGAUUGUGUUUGUCUGAAUAAAAAAAUCUCACAAAUCGACAAAAACUCGAGACAAAUUCUGAAUUGGAGGAAAAAUCCGAUGAUAAGGAGAUUGUUCGCCAUUGCCGCAAUAAAAGUAGAAGGACUCGUGGUCAAUAUCGGUGUGAGGAAUGUCCUGAACGGAAUUGUGUUCGCAUACAGAAAAGUGGAGUCGGGAGACGUGACGAGUGUCCGUACCAUUACAGCGCAGUGCGGCGCGCGGUCGGUCACACAAGCACGUACGGUGCGACGCGACUCCCCUAUGUGGCUAGUGUGUGCGAUGUGUGGAUAUCACAUCAGAAAAUACUUGUGUGAAAAAAAGUUCAUUGACAUCUCUCGCGGGCGGCAAAAUAUAUAUACAUGCAAGCACGACUGAACGGACGUUCGUAUAAAAAUUCUUUUGCCGGGUCUGAGCUUGAGAAUCAUCGGCCCAAACAGCGGCGAAACGGUGUGGCGCGGCGCAACACGACCUCCAGAGAAAGUGCUAGUGCGGCUGAAGGCGCGCAUUUCAAAAUCGAAAAUUAAUUAACGGUCAAUAAGCGUAGUGCAGCGGUUGCGGACAACACAAUUAAGCCGUGCGUGUGUUCUUCUUAUCAAAUCAGUUGUAUCUUUAUUGCUCGGGAUCCCCUUCAUUUGUGCGAAAAUCUUGUGAUCGAGAUAACUGCAUCUGUGCAUAUCAAAGUGCCUGAAUCAAGUGCGGACGUUAUUCUCGCGGGAAAAGCAGCAACGACGGCUCUUCUCCGCUACGGAUCGACUCGCAAUAAUUCUAUUUUGCAAGUGCGUACUCUGCGUGCCCGCUAACGUGUGUCUCAUGUUCCAGGAUCAAGGACCCAAACCACUCACUGAGCGAAGCAAACAGUGGUGGACCUAACAUGCUGCCUUAUGGGACACCAGUUGCAUUUUGGAUUAUUUCGAGCAUUUCAGGCGAAAUUUUGGAUGCUAAUUCUAUGUUUUGUCGUUGUAGUCUUGUGAUAGUUCGUUCACUUCCAUAAGAAAGGCAGAGCGCGAACUCUGCUGUGGCCUGGAUGCCACCAAAGCGAGCUUUUGGUUGCUAAUAGGCCUUCCUUUAAUAUCUCACUCAAUGUUGUGAUCGUUCCUGUUUAUUUUCUUUCUUUAACUCAAGUCAAACCAAUCAGUAAAUGUUUUAAUUUUGCUUUUCCAAAAUUCACCUGAGACGUGAUAAAACGAAAUUCUGAACUUUAAUUUUAGAACAUUUGGUCUUUGUAUGCGUUUCAAAUGGUGGGAUUCGAUUCGCUGCCGACGAGAUGGUCUGAUGGAAAGUGUUUUGCAUUCUUGAUGUUUUUCGUGCAAUGGCCGGCGUGAUCCUAUAGGGGGAGUUGGAAUAGAUGUUGCUCGCUGACCAGAUGGGAUAGCACGCGUUAUCUAAACGGGAAAGAAUAGACUCGAGCUCUGCUAUCGGCUUAUGACCUGCUGCUAAUCUCUACUUUCGUUUAUUUGUUAUCUAUGGCGUGUUAUUGUCGCUUUUACAUAGUUUUUGAAGAUUAACGAUUUUUUGAUAGACUCAGGGCGCACACACUCUUUCUAUACGCAGUGAAGCGUGAUAGUGUGCUUUUGGGCAGGUGAUAAGAGAAAUAAUUAUGGGUUAUGACGGUAGGUGAUUGAAUGAAUUUAUUUCAGGAGGGGUUCAUAAAUUCUUUGAUAAUUUUUUCGGGGCCGUCGAUCUACUGACUCUGAUGCAAAUUCUUUAUUAAUUCUUUCGGAUGAUUACAUUACCAUCUUGCACAAUAAUUUUCGGUAAAACCACAAUUCUUUUCCCGUAGCUAGUAAAGCUGGCCAGUGUUCAAAGCAGUUUCUUUAAAAAAAAAGCUGAUUCAUCGGAAGUAUUGCGUCAUAUAGGGAAAUGACCUGCAGCUAUCUUUGGAAAGCAUAACCAUUAUCACAUGUGUAACUGGUAAAUUUCACACUUUCAAAUCAGAUGAGUCAAUCGUAAAAUGUUAUAUUCAUUAGAAGAAUGUUCUUGUCAUGUUAAGUUUGUUACCAAUAAACACAAAGGAGGAUUUCGCUUGAAUAAAAACAUCAAACUGGCAGAAGAGGUGUAUUAAUUGCUUGAACGUUUUUUUUCCUGAAAGCUCCCCAAUUCAGUAGUACUCUACAAGCUGACUACUUUUUUAAUAAAGCCAGGGCCCAUUCAUUUAUGCCUAGCUGCAAAUUGGCCUUUACCCUCACUAUCUUUAUAUUGAGUUUACCACUUCCACUUACCUCUUCACGAUUAUUGAUCGAUCAGCACCAAUUCAAUCGAUUAUUCCGUUAAAAUUGCAAACCUAAUGAGAAAAUAAAAAUUCAAACUCCCAUUGCAUGGUAAAACCAACACAAAUACAAAAAUUUCAGACGAAAUCGCAUACAAAUUCCACAAUGAAUUACUGAAAUACAUUCACUAAUCAACAUGACAGUGUUCGAUCAAGAUGUGCUAACUUUACUAAACUUGCUGCACUCAAUAAAGGCUUGAAUAUUUUCAUCAAAUAGUGAAGUAACAUGUCAUUUUAGAAAUGGUGUUUCAGUAAAAGAAAUAUCCUGAAAUAUUUACGCUCGUUCUAGUAUUGUUUUUCCUUUUUUCUCUUCUUUUCUUCUGGCCUGCUCUCCAUUCCAGCAGACGCAUAAACCGCUACAAAACCUCAUAAUAUUUUAAAAAAGUUUGAGUGAUCCUGUUUGUGCUAAAAUACCACAACGGAUGUGCUAUAAAAAAAUUUCUUUUAAAAUAAGAAAAUACGACAAGAGAGUGCGAAAAAUUCCCGAGAACAAAAUGUUUCCGGCUAUAGUGUGCAAGAGAACGCUCUAUCCAACCUAGUGUAUUCAAUUAUUGUGCAUAAAGUACAGGAUGAUAUCUAUAAACUGGUUUAUUCAGCGCAAAUUAACUUUUCUCCAAUGACUUUCACCAACGAUGGAUAACGAGUUCUCAGAGUUCUUUAAUCAGACUUGGGCAAAUUCGACAAACAGUAAUAAUAACAAUAACAACAUUGAUAUUAAGAUUGAGCCGGCCUUUCACUAUCACCAACAAUACCAACAGCAUCAACAGCCACCACAGAAUCCCCAGCAGUCUCUGAAUCAUCAUUCAUUGCAUCAUCGAUCAGUCGCUCAAACGGCGGCUGCGCAUUCAUUGCUGGAACAACAAAAUGCAGCUCGCGCCCUAUUCGAUGCAGCUGCAUUGCGACACCAGUUCCAGCGCAGUCAAAGCUCAUCGACGGGCAGUAAUAGUAUAACAUCAUCGUCAGGAAUCCAAUCGCAACAGGGCCACCAUCAGAGUCAUCAACAACGCAACCAACCAACGAUAGAUUUAAAAACUCUACGCCUAUGUGCCUCAUCAUCAACAACACCAACAUCACCGGUUUCAAGUCCAAUACGUUUACCAGUGGACACAACAAUUUCAAGAAGUUCAAUAUCGUCGCUGCAUCAGCAGCAACAACAUCAAUUGCAUUCACAUCAUCAUCCACAUAAUCUUCAACAACACCAACAGCAUCACCAUCAACUCCAUCAACAUCAUCAUUUGUCAUCACCGUUCAGUCCGGCGUUGUGUUGUGCCACGUCAUUGACCAGUAUCGGUGGUAGCGAUGGUGGAUUGAGUAGUGGCGGCGGUAAUGGGAGCAGCAUUUGUUCAGCACCUGAUUCUGUUGAUAGUACAACACCGCCACCCUCGAUACAAAGUUCAAAUUCAAUAGUUAGUGCUAUUGAACACGAGAAAAAGACUGCUAAUUCUAUUAGAGCCCAAAUCGAGAUAAUUCCGUGUAAAGUUUGCGGUGAUAAAUCAUCAGGUGUACAUUACGGUGUUAUCACCUGCGAAGGCUGUAAAGGUUUCUUUCGUCGAUCUCAAAGCUCAGUUGUGAAUUAUCAAUGUCCACGUAAUAAACAAUGUGUCGUCGAUCGUGUUAAUCGUAAUCGAUGUCAAUAUUGCAGACUGCAAAAGUGCCUAAAGUUAGGAAUGAGUCGUGAUGCUGUGAAAUUCGGUAGAAUGUCGAAGAAACAGCGUGAAAAAGUCGAAGAUGAGGUUCGAUUUCAUCGAGCCCAGAUGCGAGCCCAAAAUGAUGCGGCGCCCGAUAGUUCAGUGUUUGAUACACAAACGCCGUCGAGUAGUGAUCAACUGCAUCACGGCUAUAAUGGUUAUACAUAUUCAAAUAACGAAGUGAGCUACGGAAGUCCUUAUGGAUAUUCAGCAUCGGUUACACCUCAACAAACGAUGGGCUACGAUAUUUCAGCGGAUUAUGUCGACAGUACUACAACGUACGAGCCAAGAGGAGCUAUUAUCGAUUCAGAUUUCAUCGGUGGCCACAGUAAUUCGUUGAGACGUGGAACACCAUCCGACUGUUGCCAUACGGACUCAAAUCCAAGUACAGGAGGAGGCGGUGGCAGUGGCGGUGGUGGUGGCGGCGGCGGCGGUGGUGGUAGCGGGGAUGGCGGAGGUGGUAAUACCGUCAGUGUAUCUGGCACCACACAAAUUCAUCCCCAACCCCAUCAGCCAGAUCAUCAUCACAAUCCGCAACAGCCACAAUCAGCAUCAAAUCAAAUGACACAAGUCAGUUUCGUCGACGAUGACAGUUCCUGCGAUUCCAGAUGGGCUGACGGUGAUAUCAAUGAUGUACUGACGAAGACAUUGGCUGAAGCUCAUGCGAAUACAAACACCAAAUUAGAAAUCGUUCAUGAGAUGUUUAGAAAGCCUCAGGAUAUAUCACGAUUACUGUACUACAAAAAUAUGGGACGAGAAGAUCUCUGGUUAGACUGUGCUGAUAAGCUUACGCAAAUGAUACAGAACAUCAUAGAAUUUGCAAAACUGAUACCGGGCUUUAUGCGGCUUAGUCAGGAUGAUCAGAUUCUUCUGCUUAAGACUGGUUCCUUUGAACUGGCAAUUGUACGUAUGUCACGACUGAUGGAUCUCUCUUCGAAUGCCGUUUUAUACGGCGAUGUGAUGCUCCCACAAGAAGCCUUCUAUACGUCCGACUCAUAUGAGAUGAAGUUGGUCAGUUGUAUAUUCGAGACCGCCAAAUCGAUUGCCGAACUGAAAUUGACUGAAACCGAAAUUGCACUCUAUCAAAGUUUAGUACUAUUAUGGCCUGAACGGAAUGGAGUGCGUGGUAAUACUGAAAUUCAAAGACUUUUUAAUCUCAGUAUGAACGCUAUUCGACAGGAACUCGAAUCAAAUCACGCUCCUCUAAAGGGCGAUGUUACAGUGUUGGACACAUUGCUAAAUAAAAUACCAACGUUCCGCGAGUUGUCCCUAAUGCAUAUGGAAGCGCUAAGUAAAUUCAAAUUGGAGCAUCCACAUUGUUUGUUCCCAGCAUUGUACAAAGAGCUUUUCUCGAUUGAUUCACAACAAGACCUUACGUAACAGCCAGCAUCCCAUCAAACAGGAACGGAUCCAGAGACAUAACCGAAAAUUGCAUUCACAAGCAACAAAAUCCCGUUCAACAGUGAAUAGAAUAUAUUAUUUUUAUUUCAAUCGUUAAAAACUGAAUUUUGAAAGAAAAAUAAUAUUCUAAAAGAUUGAGAUGAUGAUAAAAGAUAUAUUAUAAAAUUAUAGAGAAAAUAUUAAUAGCAAAACAAAUGGACUGGCUUCGUACCUCACGUACGGAGUGUAAAGAUAAAACAAUUCUUUAUGUUUAUUUUAAUUAAUGCAAAAAUAAAAUAAAAUUGAGAAAAAAAGAAAUACAGACAGAAAAGAACAUCAUCAGAGAAAACAGCUACAUGUAAUGAAAUUUUAAUAGACAGAUUGACAUUUUUUAUGUUCCAACAAAAAUACAUCUGUCUUCAGACUGUUUUUCUACUGUACAAUAUAGAAACACACAAAACCAAGAAAACACGGAAAAAUGCAAAAGUAAUGGAUAUGGGCGCAAAAUAAUACAAUGAGUACGAAACAAUAAAAGAUUAUAAAUAAGAACUUCAAUUUAAUCAACAAAAUGGACGUGGGAACACUUUUAAUAUUUUUCACUUUUCCUCUCAAAUUCUAUUCUUAAAAAGGAAACAAAAGUUUAACAAAUAAAUCGACUGAAUGAAGUAUCAACUUUUCUACAUUUUCAUGUUUCACGAGCUUUUCCCCGCAACCCGGCGGUGGACGCAAUGCGUUGUUUUAAUGUUACGGUUGUUGAAAAUCAGUUUUUCUUAAUUUCUAUGGCGAGUAUCUGUAGCUAGAUAAGGAGUAUGGAGUCUACAAAAAAAAUAAUCUUUCUGCAUACGGUCACAAAGUGAUCAGCAGGAGUUCUGACUACGGUUUGGAAUAAAAGCAUAUUGAAAUUUAGGAUAUUUUUGAUGUAAAUUUUAUAUAUUUAAUUUUAUGAAUUGUUAUUAACAAGUUUUAUUAAAAACUUUUUCGUUUUGUAUAAUAAAUUAAAUAACAAAUGCAAGAAAGAAUGCGACGAAAUAGCUUGGGUCACUAGUUAAAUAUUGCCUUGGGGUUUACCCUUGAACAUUUGAAGAUAUUUUAUGGUAGCAAAUCUUUUGCGCUGGAAUUUAUUUUGAAGAGAAGUUUGCAAGGGUGCAGUUUAAGAUUUCGCGUAAUAUUUAAUCAAUAAUAAAUUUCUCGAGGGAAAAAUGUAUUCCCCUAAAUCCAAUUCCACGACACUGUGCUUCAUAUUGCCAAGGCACGUGCCUGAAUAAACUCUGCAGGAACUGCACCUGAUAAUUCUCUGCAAUAUAAAAAGCAAACAAAACCUGUAAUUGUUGUGUUCUUUUUUAAUAUGUUCAUUUAAUUAUUAUUAUUAUUAUAUUUAAAGUGUAAAGAAAUGACUAAUUUUAAGUUAUCUUCAGUAAUAAACACAUCGUGUAGAAAAUUUAUAUAUAAAAUCGCGAUUAGUUGAAUGAAUUAAGUUAUAGCUAAUAUAUUUAAUAGAAAAUAAAUCACAUAAAGAGGAUACAGCUAAAAAUCAGCAUAGAUAUAGUAUAGUAAAUUGCAGGAGAGAGGUGUGUUUUAUAAGCGUAAUAAUAUUGAUAUAUAAAACAAAAAUGCAAAGCAUAAAUCCCUUUUCCUUUUUUAUGAGCCUACGACAAUUUCUAUCACUUCCUAUUUUACGGAAUACACAUGUCCGUAUUAUCAAUAUUAUUCCCCAAUAAUUACAUUUUGUAUCUACUAAGUAAAUUUUUAGUUUUCUUUUUUAAGUUGUGGUGUAAAUGAAUUGUUAAUUAUUUUUAAAGAAAAUUUUCUAUAACGUAUAUACAGUAAAUUGAUGCAUUAAAAAUGAAUGGUAGCAUAUUAACGGAAAACAUUUAGAAUAUAUAGAGGACUUUACAUGUGUUAUUAAAAGUAACGCUACGAAAAUUGAAAUAUAUGCAAAAUUUUUACAAGUAGUCUAAUUUAGAGGAAUUCAGUAACGAUUUACAGCAGAAAAAAAAAACAAAAACAAAUCAGUGAAUGCAAGGAAAGGAUAUAUAUAUUAUUUUAUUUUAAUUUUUAAUAUUAUUUUUUUUUCUUAAUUUUAUUUUUCUUGUUAACAGUUUUAUGUUUCAAACAAAACAAAAAACGAUUUUUAAGAUGAUUAUACAUGUGUUAUUUACGUAAUUUUUAUGUCAUUGUGUAGGUGAUUAAUAUUAAAAUGAUUUUAAUUUUUAAAAAAGAUAUUUUGAGUUUCUGUUUUCAUAUUUUCAUGAUGAGAAGAACCACGAAUAUAAAGGGCGUUGUCAUUCAAAACAUUACUCUGCAGUGAAUUUUAGUUGGCUAACUUCCCGGCUACUUUCAAUUUCGGUGGCAACAACAAUAGCUAACUAGUCAGAAUGGUGCAUUUCGUUGACAUAAAAUACAAACAAGACCAAAGAAUUUUCCAGGGAAUAACAGUUGCUAUAUUAUCCCUUAUAAAUGCAAUGACUUUCCAUGGUACUAUUUGCGAUUUGUAUUUUACAGAAGUGAAUUUGUAUUCAUUGGAAAGUAAAGGACGGGUGAUCAAGGAGUGCACUUUGGAAGGUAACUCGCGAAAAUCGCAAUAAGCACGAGCGGUUUUCAGUCGCCCUUAUGGUUUUACCUGUCCAGCAGAAUUGUAUGCACAGUCGCAGAAUGAAGUAAAUAUUUACAGUUGAACAGUGCAUUAAAGGGGCGAUCGAUAAAAAAAGGAAAACAAACUUCCCACGUCCCUAGUUGAAAUCAGUAUAGUAAACCGCUCGAAUGCAUGCGUUGUAGUCGCGAUAUUCCGGAUAUUUUCAGCUAACAGUCAAGGUUAUGAUAAAAACGCAGCCCUUAGUUUUUCGCUUGACGUGAAAAAUUCCAUCUUCACUUCUAAGAAACUGCAAAAAAAUAUGUUUAGUUUUUUUUUUAAUUUGUUUGCCACAAUGCUGACUAUAAACAGAUAGUUUCGAAAUCGCCUAAACUUGAAAGUCAUAAAAUUCUUUUCUAUUUGUUGCUUUUUUUAUCCUGUUCGCUGACGCUGUGACGGCGAUCAGACUAGUGUACGCGAAUUUCUUCACCUUUAUCCUUUUUCAUUUCAUCAUAUCGCAGCAUCCAACUGUUCAUAUUAUUUCGACCGCUUCCCGUUCGGUAGCGAGGUGGGCUCAUCUAGAGCGAAUUCGCCACUUUCGUCGGCUAUAGGCAUCGGUCGAUUAUAGUCGAAAGGGCCUCAAAUCACUAUUAGUACAAUGAGCCAUCGUUGUUUCAGUCGGCGUUUGAAUCGUCUCUGUCGACUUCGAUAUUCAGGACUAUUAUAACUAGUGUGUUCCUGUCAGAACAACGGGUGCAGCCCCAUGUUAACCGCGGCUGCUUUCAUUUGAGAUGUGAUCAUGUUGUGUUACACCACUGCUCCAAGGUAAUAUCAUCCUCUCUAUUGCCGGGAGGUGGUGCUCAUUGUAUUUGAGAGAUAUUUUAUAGCGUAGUUCACUGUCCCCAUCCCCCAUUCUGUCGCCGCCAGGUGCCCGUUUCAUUGGUGCCGGUCGUCAAAAACUCUAUUUUAUUCAGAUUCAGCCAGUUAUACUACGAUUGGAUAAGUUGCUCGAUAUCAACUUUGUUGUGAGAUGCUAACAAAACGUUAGCUGCAUAGAGCAGUGUUUAGAGCGCUGGGCGUUGGAUGUUUCUUUGAUGACCACCAAACGGUUUCAAUAUACCUGACGCACUUCGAGUUUUACUCUUUCGAUCACAGUAGAGCAAAUUAAUCGGGCGUACAAUUUCGCCUGGUGUCAGGUGUUCUCCCAAUAUCAACGAGAUAAGUUUAUGAGUCACGUAGACAAAUGUCUUCUCUAAAUCUAGGAGAGAGAGAACUUAAAGAGGCGAUACUUCUUUCAAUUAACCUGAAUGCAAACAUGUCCUUUUUCAAUCGCCGUUAUAAGUUCUUUUCAUACAAAAACGAUUCGCCUUCAAAGUCUAACCAUUGGUUCAUUUGAAAUGUCAACACAAACCUCAAUAGUAAACUGAUUCGCACAUUGAAAACUUUCAAAAAAUAUACUAGCUUCCAACUAACAGAAUAAUAGUUCUCAUACUGCACAAGCGUGGUCCCCUUUUGAUGGUAAUUUCAUGUACAUUUUCGAGGACAUUAACAGUUCUCCGAGCAUCUUGAUGUGAAAUCUGUUGCUGAGAGCGCCUUGCUCAUAAUCCUUUUCGCUCUAUCUAUCCGUCGCCACUUUACACAAUCUGAAACACGAUGUUUUCUUUCUUUGUCAAUAUAACUUCACUUUAGGUUAUACAAUACCUUUCGAUUUAAUUUCUGACUGUCGCACUGGUAUAUAUUCCAGCCUGUGGGCUUACCCACAAACUCUUGUCCUCUUCCGGGCAGAAUAUGGCUCCAUUCGCAAUCACACCGCUCUAUUCUCCUUCACUGAAUCUGCUUCACGAUGAGAGAAAGAACCGGGCCCUCAUAUAUGCACGUCAUCUCAUCGGGUUAUCGUGUGCAAUUUUCCAAACUAGGACUGCGUAGAGCAGUAUGGAGCUCACCACUUUAGCUAUAAGCAGACUGCGUCUAUACCAUAUAUGCAUACAUGGUGAAGUUAAACCCAGCACCUGACGUCAUUUCAAAGUAUUUGAUUGCUAGUUUUAAAGUGAUGAUAGGAUUUCCUAUUUUGGUACGAGCAGUCGUUUCCUUAAGACGCUUCGCGAUAACCAACACCACUGUUUUUUUCACCACGAGUGUAAGACUUGAAUCUGUUCGAGAAUAGUUCACCAGAAGGUUUACCAGUUUUAGACAACAACACUAACCUUUGACGAAGGAUCCCAUUCACUAAACAUGCCUCAAACAAUUCCACAACAGCCAGUCUUAGCGCUUUGCUUGCAAUACCGUGAAGAGCCGGGGCUGUUUCCUAGCCCACUGCAGAUUUCCAGUAUUGCGUUCGUCGUUACUGAGAUAUUACAAUCACACCUAAAGAUUUAUGAAGAAUGCUGCCGUGCCUGCCCUCCUAAGGAAAUAAACCCUAAAUAAUUUCCAUGAAGAGAUCGGGACAUGAAAUUUGUUGCGUUGUUUGAAAUUUUAAUCUCCUCACUAUAACCUUGUAGGCCCUUUCUUAUAUCAGUCUCGGCGCAGGGUCCACUGUAUAGCAUACUUGGAGUUUCUUCGAGCUUCCUUCUAUGUACGCUUGAACUCCUGGUCAUUCCUAUUCCUCUUUGGGCCGAUGACACGUCGACCAAAAAUCAGACAGUUCACUAUUCCAGUAGAAAUUAGGCCUUCUACUGUUGAAAAUAUAAAAUCUUGGCAUCAAUGAGUCAUAUGCCGUCGUUAUGCAUUAUGUAAUAUAGAAGGCUCUCUCCCAGGGUGCGCCUAAAAUGUUGUCCUGGUCCAACUACGACUCUAUAAAUGUUUACCCGUCAAUUGAAUUUGCAGACCAAGACUUGUUGUUUAGGUCGAAGAAUAUUGAUUGGUAAUUGUGGCGGGUAUAGUGUUCACUCAUGUCCUAGAAUAUAUUGCGAGCUAGUCAAGGACUAAUAAAUGUCGGGCCCACAACCGAGCCAGACCACCCUUUCUGGUAAGUAUUAACCUGACCAUCGUUAGCCAAUAUGAUGUCUAACUGCUUGAAGGGUUUCCAAAGACAACGCUCACUUGCAUUCAUCAAUGAACUUCCCCAUUAUGUGCCGCAUGCUUUAAAGUCAUCGGAAACGUCAGUCGUAGAGGCGCAUAGCAAUUAUAGACGUGCAUGGUCCUCGUGGCGACAAUUCAAUUAGGUUUGGGGCUCGAAGCAUGUUAGAACAGUACACAGUAAAGAAACACUCCCGGAUUUCGGCGUCAAAGUACAUCUCAUUCCGAUAUCUGUUCAAAUAAAAUUAAUUUUUCAUGAUAAUGAAAAGCAAUGGAUCAGUUACUAACAAAGUUAUAAUAGGUUAGCUUAGCAGUAGUAGUUUCCUAUUCCUGCCAAUUUCUAGAAUUCAUCAAGGACGAACUCUAGCAUUUUGAAUUCAAAUUUCUUUACAACCUUUUGGCCACGUUAAUCUACCUUUGGUAUGAGCACUAAACGUAUGCAUCUUUAAGUGAGUGGUAUGCGCCUGAUGAAAUACCGCGAAGAUUCAUUUAAAUCAAUAAGCUCCGUAAGCUCUAACCACGGAACAAUAUUUUCUUGUUGACUCUGUAGCACAAUUGGUAUUAUACCGUCUGCAAAAAAAAAUUUAUAUGAUGAGAAACUGUUUACGCCGAGCUAAUUUUUGCAUAAUCUUCGAGUUCAAAAUCCAUCUUGCUUGUGGGACACAUACUUUGCCUUCCGCAGAAGUUGCAGGGUUUCAUUCAAUCCUCUGGUUUGUAAGAAAGGACAAGUCUCUAUCUUUUUUCCUGAAACUUACUAACCUUUGCAGUAGAGCUCAGAGCAGUCCAAUGGCUACCGUCUUUUGUCUGUUCUGAUCCCUUUAUUAUAUAUGUAUCUUCAGAUAGUCCCCGUCCAGUAUCUAAGCUUCUAUAUUUUACUGGGUACAAGACUGCGAAGGUAACAUUCAUUGUCUUCCCUAAGGCAUCAACCUAUAUCUGGAAUUCGAAAAUCCACCAAAUUUUGGUAAGUUUAAUUCUAAUAAAUUCGUCUAGUUGAUUUUGUGAGGUUCCUUGAAUAGUUUGGAACCUCUACUGCAAGAGUCAAAUUUUUCCAGCUUAUAUCCUAGAAAAAUCUCGAAUUGGACUCUCACCACUUCUCUAUCCUAAACGUUCUAUUGUUAGUUAGUAAAGCGAUCUCAAGGACCUUCUUCAUACUAUAUAUAUACUUUAUACCUCUGUAUACCUCUGUAAUUCUCAGAAUACAACUUGUCGCAUCUUCUGUAGACAGAACAGAUAAUUGUUAACUCGUGCGGGAUUCAUAUUCUGGGAUAUAAUCAACACUUGGCGCUUUAUUGUUUUUCUGGCUGAUUCUAUUUCUUGCAUCAUUAAUGAAUCAAUGUGUUGUAUGUCAGCUAGUUUCGUCGCUUCAAGUGGCUAUGUUAUUGGUGGAGAGUUAAGUGACUCUCAAAAAUAUUAUAUCCGUCGUUUCUGUCUUCACCAAUAAGCAAUCCAUUUUUCAUUGUGUCGUUUUUUAUUAGAGCUCACUCUUACACUUUGCAUUACUACGAUGGGUUUUCUGAUGUUGCUAUUCGCCAAAUUAUUAUAAAGUUUCCUUGGCUUAUCGUCAAAAUAUUCUCUCUUCUUUUCUUAUUAUUUUUUUUUUGUGUACAUUUGAGGUGGUCAUAAUUCUCUUUAUUCGCCUCUGUGUUUCGUUAGGUUCACUGUCUAUACGCCCCAUUUUUGUAAUCGAGAACAUUCUGACAUUUUCCAUUGAAGCAAUUAUUCCUGCUGCACCGGAAUUCAUAUCCAAUUACUUCUUCUGAUGUCUAAGUGUCGCCUACGGACCGAUUCGAAAUAUUUUGUGGUAUCAGUGCCGGCCGCUUUUCCAGCCCUGCUUUGUACUCCUCAGCUACUGUUUGGUUUUGAUGCUACUUUUAUUUCAUAUCUCCUCAACAUACGGCUUUUAACUAGAUAGUGGGAGAAGUCGCAGUUCGCUCCUUAAUAGUACCUCACAUCCAGAUAUUAUCUAAUAUCAAGGAUGCUAGAAGGGCGUCUUCUCUGGAUGAAAAUCUGAACUUUCUGGUUGAAUUUGGUGUCAUCUUGGGAAACCUAAGUCCUUGCAUGGAUGCGUUUGUAAAGGAUGUAUACCGAUCUUAUGAUUAGAACUCGAGUACAAGAGAAAUUAAUGAAGCUUUGGUCCUUGCCAUUCGAUUUGUCAUGAAGACCACGAGUUGUACCCAUGUAUUUCCUCGUUUUCUGUUCAUAUCGGUAGUAUGAAUUUGGUGUCAUUUGGUGGCAGUGAAUCAAAGAGACUUUCGAGAAUAUUAUUGAAAUUGCCCUUUUUUGUCUUUUUCUUCGGUUGAGGCUUGGAGAUUUAUCGGCCAGACGUUUGAAUUCCAACUACGAGGGUGAAAAAAAAACACACUUUGUCUCUAAACUCAUUCGCUUUGUGCUAUUGAAGGCAUCCUGGUCAACGGUUGUAUAAUAGAGACGAAUUGUGACUCCAUUGCGAAAGGUGGAGUAGUCAGACAGAGUUUUGGGGUUUAGUGCAGAAUGUUCCAAGUCACACUCUCUGCUGCAGUCUAACAAUGUGUAGCUUUUACAAUAAUCCCCUCCGGAUACAAUAUAUUAUACGUACGCCAACGUAUUUUUCACUCUUUGAGACAAGAAUUAAAUCCUCUUUCGGGAUACAAUAUACGUACGCCGACGUAUUUUUCGUAGCGCUUCACGUUGUGUCCUUUCUAUCAUCUCACAGCAAUUUUCCCGGAGUGGUCUUUUGAGUUUCGCCAGUCAAAAGUCAUACAGUGCUAAGUCAGGCGAAUGUGAUGGUUAUGGAAUGAGUUGUAUAGAAUUUUUUGCGUAAGAGUCCCGAAAAAGGAAAGCAGUGUGGGAAGGUGAAUUAUCGUGAUGCAAAAACCAAGAAUUGUCAACUCACAAGCUGGGCCUCUUUUUACGGAAAGCUUCACAAACAACGCAUAAUACUCAAAUAAUAAUCUUUGUUGAUGGUUUGACGGUUUGGAAUGGAAGGAAUUCUAAAUAGACAACACUACGAUAACCGAAGAAAACUGUCAACAUCACCCUGAUUUUUGAUUGACUUUGGCGCGAUAUUUUUGGUUUGGUUUCCCUUUUGCAUGAUAUUCACUGGGGUCGUCAUUAGUUUUAAUCAUUAGUUUCAUGACCGAUUGAUAGUAAGAAAGCAUCUUUUCACAGGUCAUAAUGCGACGCUCUUUUGCAAAGAAAUUGAGUUGUUUUGACACUAGCUGAGGCUUCACAACCCAAAAUAUAUUUCAAAAUUAUAUUGAAAGAUCUUUCGAAAUAUCAAUAUCAUCACCAAGGUCUCAAGCAGUCAAUGGACGAUUGACAAGCACAAGUUUUCCGAUUUUCUUGAUGUAUUGUCCAUUGGGAGAGGUUCGAGCGCUUUUUGUCUUCAACACUUCCAUGACCUCCAUUGAACUAUUUAUAUCCCUUGUAAAUAUUAUUUUGCAUUGCAUGGCCACCGAAGGCUUCUUUUAUCAUCCUGAAAUUAAAUCCAACUGCUUUGAUCAAUACAAUCAGACACUGCAAAAGGCGCGUCGUACAAAACCAAGUGUAACACAAACAAAAAAAAAAUAAAUGAUUUGGCACAAAGGUCCGUCAAAAUGCUUCCAACCUAGAAAAUUUUCUGUUUUAUACGCAGUUUACGCGCGGAUUUAAACUGAAAAUUUGACUUACUUUUUGGACAGUCUGUGCGAAUGAGGAUAGGCUUCAAAAAUUCAGUCGGACUGCCCAGCAUUAACGUGCAUAUAGUGUUGAGCCAAUGGACAGUAUUGUGAUAAUAAGCGCCCUUCGACCGAGUAAUAAAACGUGGUGUACCAUAUUGACUUUCAUUUAAUCUAAAUUUGUUAGCCAAACAAAAGUUUUCAUAUUCUCACAGCGACGAAAAAGAAAAAAUAAAUCUUUGUUAUUUUAUAACGUACCUUGACCCAGGCUAUUUAACUCAAUGUCAAAUAAAUACUUUUCAAACCGGAAAUGAUACUUUGUUCAGUCGAAAAAAAGGAAUUCAACGAAAAGAAAAGAAAAUUUCCCUAAAUUCACUUAAUACUACGGGCGAACGAUUUUUCCUGAACGAUCCUCUAACAUUUGCUCCUGAUUUGAAAUCUUGUGGUGAAUGCCAACAAAUUAAGAAUGUUUUCUUCAAUUCCACUUUCAUUCCAGCAUAAUUUUAACGAAUUUUCAAACCUAAAACACUUUUAUAAAAAUAUUCACAAAAAUUUACAAAAUUGUUGUUCAUUCAUGUCGUCAUAAGCGAAAGUUUAAAUGUGAAAUUGUCCACGCGUGUUCAAUUUGAUAUACUACCAUUACCUUUAAUUUCAUAAUUAGGCUUAUCCUAUAUGAAAUCAUAUAAUUUAGGAGUAAAAAUUACGAAAUGGAUUCAUCACAAAGACUUAAAACUUUUAUAUAGCCCUAACGAAGAACAAAUCAAACAUUUGUAAUAAUAGACUGCGAAAAAGAAUGAUUGAUGAAAUACUUUCUUUGCAAAAUGAAGCUGAAAGCACACAAAACAUCUACAACACUGAAAACAAAACGUAGAAGAUCUUUGUGUGUAGAUUGUGAAGAAAAUAUACUGAAUGAUUUAAUAUAAUUGUAUGGGUGCUUCUAUAUAUGAGAGAAAUACACUUUAUUUAAAAGGAGAAAUUACAAAGACAUUUUGUAAUAUCAACAAAUUCAAAAAUAAGAGACCGAAAGAAAACAAAAUAAAAAAGGAGAUGAAAAUAAAAUCUAUAUAUUAUACAUUAUAUGAAUUAAUUGCCUUAAAAACUAUAUAUAUUUAAAAAAGACAAAAAGAAAUGAAAUAAAAACCAACAAAAAUAUAUUAUAAAAAUUAUAUAUAAACAAUUAAAGCAAAGGAAAGAAGUUAUAUAAAUUAGUGAAAUUUAUAUAUAAAUUUAAAAUUAUGUAAACUUACAAAUAACUUUAACAAACCAAAUAUUAUUAAUUUAGUAUUAUAGCAGUGACGACACACACAGACACACGCUAAGAAAAUCUUGGAAAUUUGUUGAACUUACUGAAAAGGAUUCGGAAAGUUGAUGUAGGCAAAACAAAUGAGUAAUAAAACCAAUAUCAUUAAAAAACAACAGAUAAAAGGAACUUAUUAAAAGUCUAUAAAAUAAACAGUUUAAAAUAAAAUUAAAGAAAUAACUAAGAAAAAAAAACAAGACGAACAAAUCACACUCAUACACAAUAUAUAUACAGAGCAGAGUUUAACUAUUUAAACAUGAUAUUUAAUAGGAAAAUUUGUUAAUUAUAUUCAUAUAAUAUAUAGAAGAAUUACUGCUAAAUCAAAUAAUAGACAAAUUCUUCAGUUCAAAUUUACUUGAAAAUGAAAAUAUGAAAGAAAUAGAUUCAACGAUUCGUUUGGUUUACUAUCGAAUCUGAAAUGAUUUACAAAUUAACAGUUGUCACAUGUUUAUGUUUUAUUUAAACAGAGACAACUGGAGUUUCAUGUUGCUUUUCUACAUAAAAUUCAUUAAUAUUUGGAUUAUUUUAGCAGAUGAAUUGCGUUACUUUUUUAAAUAUUUAAAGUAAUACCUAUUAAUUGUUCAUAUCGAAACAAAGUGUGGAUACAUUAAUGGCAAAGAAAACAAUUUAGAUCUUUUGAUUAAAGAUUCUCGUACUAUUUCGCUAUCCUUUCUGAAAAAUGUUAUGCUUUAUUUGGAAUCUCCAUUAUUUUGCUUUCAGGAUCGUUUUUAUAGAGUAUACGUGGGGAUUUUUGGUACUAUUUCAACUCGGUACGUGCCUUUUGCAAAUCAAAACCUUCAUCGACUAUAAGGAGGGAACCUGGCUGGCAUUGUGUUUAGAAACUAAACUUUCCAACUUGAUAUCUUCGGCUUUGGUUUGUUAGUUGUUUUGUUUGCGUAUCAAUCUCUAGGCAGGCGCUAAUAAGCUACAAUUCAGGCGCUAGCUAGAUCCGAAAAAUAGAUCUCCCACACAAAUUUAUUAUAUGCCAAUUUCAUACUGCAACCUGUUACUUCGCCCAUUUGGGCGUAUAUUUACCAUUCAUCGUCUGCAUAACAAUAAGAAGGAGCUCAUCUCAAUACGGCCCCACAAGAAAUUAUCCAAAGAUUGUACCGAUAUUUGGCGUGCAAAAAGACGGAGCCUGAUCGGUAUGAAAAAAAAUACGAUAAUCGGAGGAACAACAAAAAAAUCGUCGCAAGUUUCGUCUUCCUCCAUUUCAGCUUUAAAAACUGCGGCUACGAUAUGACCUCAGUCAAGUCUCCUUCCAGUAGUCACUCUUAUGCAUCGGAUGGUUGGAUUUUGUUACCAAUGGUUCUUUUUCAUCCGUAGAUGACACUUUAAUCUACCGUUUCCAGCAUUUCCAUUUCCAGAUUUUCCAUUUUAUGAAGUGUUUUUCUAUAUCUGGUAAAAGCUCGUUAAAAAAACAUUUUUUAAACAAAGAACUGUCCUCCCAAUCCAAUUUUUAAUUGAUAAAUGCAUUUUGUUUUUAGAUUUCCUAAUGACGGAAACUUCACGGACAUUUUAGCUACGUCAUCGUCAGCUGGCGGAUACCAUGGAAACGUCUCCAUUGAUGAAGCCAGCCUUCACUUGCAUUGAAGUUUUCCCAUUCCUCAUCCACCAUUAUUUUGUACUUUCUAGUUAAAUAUAGGACCUGAAAAAGAAGUUCCUUGGCGUCGCUGUUGCCUAAACUAAAGCCAUAGAUCAAAAUUAAAUUUAGAGAUUCUUAUACUUUAAAAUCUCCUCUUCUUCAUGAGUAUGCUUUCAUUGUAAACCUAUUGUUAUUUUUUAAACUAACUCACCAACUGUUGAAGUACUUCCGAUUUCUGUAGCGUGCAUACAGUACGUUUGCAUUUCUCUCAGGUAGCAUAAUUACAACCAUUGUAACACUCACACUGUUUUUCUUCUUCAACCUUUGUCCCAUUCAGUAUCGCGAUCGGCUUGUCUCGAUUGAUUGCGCCAUUUUGUUCUGUCAUAGAUAUGAUUUAGUUGGCGUCGAGAAGCCCUUCAAUGGACGUCUUAGAUAUGAAGCCAUCUUUGUUUUGGUCAGCCUUUUGAUCGUUACGAUGUUCAGACCAAUCUUAACAAAUGAGUUAUCGUCAGGGCGAAUUACAUGUUCUUACCCUCGAAGGCGACUCUCUCGCAAUUUUUCCAAGAUCGAUGCAACCGCAUGUCGGAUGCCCUCAUUGACGGUGACCAAAAAUUCUCUUUUAUUCAAAUUCAGUCUGAAACAGUCUUGUAUGAGGCGAUCUUUCCACUUUUGGACAGGCUCAAGAUCAGUUUUGCUAUGAGGCGCUGGAAAACAUAAUCUGUGUGGAGCAGUGUGAAAAGCGCUGGACGUUGAAAGUCGUGUCCAUAAUAAAAACAAGAAGUAGUAGAGAGAACGCGCUUCCUUGAUAAACACCAAUAGAGACAAGAAGCCAUAACUGCCACACUUUCUAUUUUACUAAUAGGUUUGCGGUUAAGCAAUUUAACUCAGCGCGCGAGUUUCUCUGGCACUAAGUGUUGCCCCAUUAUAUACCAUAUAAGUUUCUGACAUACUGUUUCCUUUUCUAGUUGCAGGAAUGAAUUCAUGAGUAAUGACACAACGUGUCUUACGUUAACAGUUCCGCAAUUUUUGACUUGGUUUGGUUCACGGCUAUAUGAACAACACUAAGAAUACCAUUGUCGAGAAUGCGUUCAAAAAUCUUCAUAGUAUGGGGAGCAAUGGGAUCGGACAGUUAUUUGGACAUUCCGCCGGACUGCCUUUCUUUUUCCCUAUUGGAACGGCGGACAUUGAAGUGUAUGGAGAUCUUAGAGAAUGGUAUGGUGUCCGGAUAGCUCAGUAGCUAGAGCGCUAGUUUGUCGUACGGAAGGUCGCGGUUUAAAUUUCACACGUCGGAUACCAGUCGAUUCAGCUGUGAAUGAGUACCCGAGUCAAAUCAGGGUUAUAAUCUCGGGCGAGCGCGCAUUGCCUUCUAUAGGGUACUAUAAUUCUGUAGUGUACCGUUACGGUCUAGAAUGAAGUGCUUAACCACACUUCAAGGCCCUGAUUAAAUUGUUUUGUUGCGUCAAAGAUUAAUAUUAAAUUUAAUUUGCAAAUUUCCUGAAAGGCAUUCAUAAUUUUAACAACGUAUCUUGAUAUUUCAGUGCUUCAAAUAAAAUAUUUGUUAGAAGCCCAUAAAGACUAACCUAAUAUUCUGGGAAAAGUUAAGCACGGGGCUUAGAAUAGGGCAUGCUUGUAUAAUAUUUCUUAGAAAUAUACCCAGAGGCACUAUAAACUCCUUUAGUAUCGUCGAAUAAGUACCCUCCGUGCCAAAGGAUAGUGUAGCUGCUCUUACAUUUCACACGGCUCUCGCAGUGUUCCGUUUUUUUUUUUUGCAAAAUUUUCCGAAACGUGCUGUUUUAUUUUAUCACCUAUUCUCGCGGACGGUGUUCCUCGAAAACAGUCUACCCUUAGUCAAAUUUUGCUUUUGUGAAAAUACCAUCCGGUUUUCUGAGAGAGUCCAACUUAUGGAAGGCACUCGGUUUAAGGCUUCUGCCCAACCUUAAAAUCUUUCUUUGAUCUUUCAGUUCCUAACAGUUUGCUUCAGAGCAAACUCGAUUUUCCUAAAAAUUAGUCUCUUACUAUGAACUGAAUUUCCAGUCCUGGGGCAAAAGGAGGAGUAGCAUUUGGCGACUGCCCUGAGCGCUUCCCACUUCACACUUUUUUGGUCCAGCUCGGACACCAAAUUUAAAACAUCCACAUUAAUGUAUUUAUCCUUCUUGCCUUUCACAAACCUUACCCUUCAGUGUCUGAAAUCAUUCCCUGUGUGCCUUUCACCGCGUAUGAGAUGGUAUUCCCUCCUUCCGCCGAGAACUGGAUAUCGAACAUCUGAUCUGCUCUCUACUCGGUGUUAACGAAGGUGACCUUAUUCCGACCCCCAGGACUAGUCGCUGAGUUUACCAGCUUAAGUCACUUUAAAGUAGCCUAAUCAGUGCCCUUCAAAUGGACGAGCUUCUCGCGGAAGGUUUGACUAUUAACCCUUGGAUUUGGACCAGGCUCCCACAUUUUUUCCACAGGCACCCCCGCACGAUAUUAUAUUUAACCCUGGCAUUUUAGCAUCUUUGAAAGACACUCUGCUGAUGGAAACGACGUUGCAUUCAUGUUGUUAUUCUAUGGGAGAGCCAAUCUUCGUUCACGUCUCUGUCCAUAGUGUGGAUUACAUAAAAGCGUCCCCCAUGACAGAUGUAUUGGUCCUAUGCUUUUUGCACCCAUCACCGCAGCUCGAGGAACCUGCUGUGUAGUUCCUGCCGAUGUAACUAACCAACCUACCGAUGUCCCCACUAUCAGCCGAAGGUUCCGCUUUAUUUCCUCCAGUAUUUUUGGAGAUUACCUCACCUGGUUGCGCAGCAACGCACAUAUCAUCAUCACCCCGAUUGAGAGCGUGCGCAGGCUCACGAUGUCUGGUAUGCAUGAGUCCAUUUUCGCAUACCGAUAUUAGCCAGCUGCGUCCAUAUUCAAAGCUCUCUUUCAUCCCCUUUUCUUAAUAGUGGUGAAGGGGAUGUUCUGACUGGCAGGACAAUUUAGGCAACCAUUCCACGGACAGAUCAGCAGUAGCCGGAUUUUCAGUAUCUCUGGCAGUCGAGAGUGGAUCCGAAAUCUGUGAUUUCUUACUAUUUGGGAAAUCAAUAUUUUUAGCUCCAAUAUUAGGUUUUUGGAUACCCUUACUGUAAAGAUUCUUGAACUAACUAAGUGUUAGCACUUGCUUUCCGUGGUGACUAGAUAUUUUGAGACAAAUUGGAAUAGAGUGUCCCUCCGCUUCUAAUUUAGCGGGCUCGAUUGGCAAUCUUCAAAGAAAGUAUUUGGUCAACUGUUUAUGCUCGUUCCAAUUAAGUCUAGUUGAAAGUUCAGUAGUGUCUAUUGCAGCCAAAUAGUCAUACGAUUUGUCCUAGAAUACUGAAAAUCUACAAUACUGAAAACGAACAAUCUUAGAUUGCUGGUUGCAUUAAGGUCGACGUUUUCUGAAGCGAUUCAUUCUUACACUGUUUCAUUGGGGACUUUAAUUGAAUAAAAUAAAUCGCCGUGUAGGAAAAGGCGUUUUCUCAAUUGCAAAUCCUCUUUUCAAGUCUUGACUUUGUAAGUUGUUGAAGCCUUGAAAGAUCUUUUCUUUUCUCUCGGGAUGAAAACCAAUUCGAAUUUGCAAAAACUGAUAAAAAAUGUAUAUUUACUACGAGAGAAAGAUCUAAAUUCAUUUCUACGCCAUGAAGAAUCUGUCAGCUUAUUUCAACAAUGAAUAAUUGGUUGGUUUAUUUUCUAGACAGCCCCAUGAUUUUAUCGAAAUUAACUACAAUUGGUUGGAACAUUUUUCGAAAAAUAAGUGAUACAUUUCGGUUCAUUUUAAUUUGAAUAUGAUAAAAAUAGCAAAGUUACAUCAGAGAGGCAACUACACAGGAAAAAGGAAAAACACAACAAUAAUGGAAAUAGUAUCAACUUAGCAGCAAAACUAAAGAAGAGUUACAACGGAUAAACAAAAAAUAAAAUCAUAUACAGCAGCAAUAAACAUAAAAAUAGAAAGUUUCUGAUUCUUACAUAAAGCAAGAAAGCAUAACAGGAUUAAGAAAUUCAAUUCAAUUUCAUUAGACUGCAUGAAGCUACAAAUUCACCAUUUAGAGAACAAACAAACCCGUUCAUAAAAUAGUCCAGCAUCCUCCAAACCACGCCAUUCUGACUUGUUCGAUUUGUAUCCUAUUCAUCCUACUCAAAUCAUAAACCAGAGGCAGCCACAAAUCCUUAAUCCACUCAUCGAAUCAAACCAACCCAGAAAAUAAAAACAUGUUAUGGACUCUUAGUGAAAUUUCAAACAUUUCUACUAUUUUCAUUAAUAGUUUAUUACAAACUUGGAACAUUGUGUUACCAUCUUAGAUAAAUCAAGUAAAAUUCUAUUUUGUUUCAGUGCAUGAAGAUUUUCAUUAGAGACGUAAUAAAAUCUUAAAAUAGUUCAAAAGUCGUAUUUAUUGAAAAGAGAAGUAAAAAAAAUAAACAAAAAAACUUAUCACUAAAGAUUUUUUACAUUUUCUUAGUUGUAAUGUUGUUUUUUGAUAGAAAACAAAGUGAGAAGAACUUGUAUGUAAAUUAAUUUUAAUGGAUUUUAUUAUAUUCUAUAAGUAACGCGAGAGAAAUUUAUUACAGAAAAGGAGGAUAGGAAAGGGCAAGAUUUUUAAAGAAAUGAACAUUGACUUAAAGACAUGUUAAAGGAAGCUAGAAAAUUUGUUACCAACAGUGAUAUAGAGUGUUAUACAACAAGAUCUAACUGAAUGAUUAGCCUGAUUGAUUGUAAAACAUCUUUGAAUGGAACCGACAUGGUUAAGAGUAAAUGAAACAAGAGAAUAAAGUUGUUCAUUUUGUUAAUUAAUUUAAA